This is a messenger RNA of Phaeodactylum tricornutum CCAP 1055/1, 1182 nucleotides long. RefSeq lists its product with no specific name. Gene Ontology annotation, molecular function: protein binding. The transcript has a single exon. The record is from RefSeq and is a predicted model, not a curated record. Bases 78 to 1049 code for a protein of 323 amino acids. Lineage: Eukaryota; Bacillariophyta; Bacillariophyceae; Surirellales; Neidiaceae.
GGUGAACGGAGACGGCACUGCAAGCCAAGGCGGGCAAAAAGAUCCUUACGGAUUGUGCUAAUGCAAUAAGCUGAGCAAUGGUUGCAUCGCACGAAAGCGAGGGUAGCAUGGCGUCCGUCGCCCCUACUGCAAAGAUUGAUAAAGAUAUCAGUCGACCGGCUUCGCCCCGUGAUGUAGCUUGCAGCUCGAUGGAGAUGUUGGCGCGGUCCAUGGAGCCCUCAUCAAAAUCUUUCUUGCCAACCGCGAAACCGUUUUUUGUCAUGGAUUGGUUGGACCGAAUUGAUGAAAAGGACUUGGAAUUAGCGCGCCAGAUUAUAACGACUCCAGGUAGGGCUCUUUUGACCGAUUUCGGUAAGGAAACCAGCACGCGAACAGUGUCGCUGGCAGGAGCUUCUCGAAAAGAUUUUGCUGGUGAGCCUUCAAAACCUUCGGAGCAUCCUCCCAAACAGAAGUUUACGCCCCGAUCGCAUUUCCGCAAGCGAGGAAUCGCCGUUGGAAAUGGAUGGAACGCUAAAGGCUUGCAAAAGGCCAAGGAGGGGAACUGGGAAGAUGCGCUGUCAUGCUGGGAAAAUGCUCUCGAAAUUCGUUCGCAAGUUUGCCUGUCUCUGGUAGAUGUGGCCAAUACUUGCAAUAAUAUCGGCAUUGCCUUAGGAAAGCUGAACCGAUUUGAUACCGCAGUUGAACACUUGGAGCGUGCUCUCGAAGUGAGGGAAGCGCUUGCGGAAGGAGCAGAUAACCAGGCAGAAAUUGCCACAACGUUACACAACAUCGGAAAUGUGUACCAGCAGGCAGGCGAGUUUGGUAAAGCGGAAGAGUACUUUGUAGAAUCUAGGGACAUGCAAAUCAAAGUCCUUGGACGAGAUCAUAUACAUGUAGCCCGAACCUUGGCAGCAUUGGGCAAUGUUCGCUACCAGGCCAACCGAAUCCCGGAGGCUCGGAAAGCGUACUGGGAAGCCUUGACCAUCUUCCAACACGUUGGACUCCCUGAGGCUGAUAUUGAGGUGCAGUGUGUUUUAGGAAACGUGCAAGAGAUUGACAAAUCGAAAUAGAAUUCACACGCGGAAGAAUGAUUAUUGAGAGUUGAGUUUCCUAACUUUUACGUGAGGAAGAACAUCAAUGUGACAGGACGCUAAAAUAACGAUUAGAACUAGUAGAGACUCAAAACAUUAAAGUUGCAUUCUA